Molecule: messenger RNA, 1875 nt
Organism: Penicilliopsis zonata CBS 506.65
Lineage: Eukaryota; Fungi; Ascomycota; Eurotiomycetes; Eurotiales; Aspergillaceae
Exons: 7
Coding region: 1-1875 (624 amino acids)
Biological process (GO): proteolysis
Molecular function (GO): tripeptidyl-peptidase activity; serine-type endopeptidase activity
Source: RefSeq, a predicted model, not a curated record
AUGCGAUUAAUCCAAUUAACCCAAAUUCUCCUUCUCCACACAUUAACAAUUAAUGCAUCACAAAUCCAUGAGAAACGCAUUUUAAUUGGCUCUGAAUGGAAGAAUCAAGGCAGGCUGCCAGCCUCAGCUCAAGUAGUUGUGCGGGUCGCUUUACAGCAGAGCAAUUUGCACCGCGCCCACAACUUGCUUAUGGACAUAGCACAUCCUGAUUCUACCAACUAUGGGCAGCACUGGAGUGCGAGUCAGGUAAUCGACAUGUUUGCUCCCUCGGAUAUAGCCAUUGCGGCUGUGCGGGAAUGGCUGAUAGGAGCUGGAAUUGACGAGAGCCGCCUGUUGCACACGGAAAAUAAAGGCUGGAUCGUCUUCGUGACUGCUGUUGGGACAGCAGAGAAUCUCUUCUCCACAAAAUAUUACCGGUACCGGCAUAAAUCGGACGGAAAGACGGCGGUUCUCUGUGAAGAGUAUUCGCUGCCUCGCAGUGUGCAGCCACAUAUUGAUUACAUCCAUCCUGGGAUUGCUGUCCCAGUGAGACAUACUCAUACUAAACGCGGCGAGGUUGUUAUCCAUGGUGAGCUGGCUGGACACAAACCGCUGUUGGAGAUGUCCCUCGCUUGUGAUGAUUUGGUCACUCCAGACUGCAUCGCCGCCCUAUACAGGAUCCCCAAAGCCCCAUUACCGCCAGUCGACAACCCGCUCGGUAUCUUCCAGACAGGCAACUACUACGCCCAGGAGGAUCUGGACUUGUUUUUCCGCAAUCUGUCCCCCCACAUCCCCGCGGGGACGCAUCCUACCCCGGCAUUUAUCAACGGGGCGGAAGCUCCCGUCCCGGUGUCGGACGCGGGGCUGGAAUCCGAUCUUGAUCUGCAGGUCGCAUACCCUCUCAUCUAUCCACAAAACAUUACGCUUUAUCAAACCGAUGACCAGUACUAUUCAGAACAUGGGAAUAGAGGGUUCUUAAAUACCCUUCUGGAUGCUAUUGACGGGUCCUACUGUACAUCUUGCGCCUUUGGCCAAUGCGGAGACGACCCAGAACGCGACCCGGUAUAUCCAAAUCUCAGCCCGGGAGGAUACAGAGGGGAGAGAAUGUGUGGAGUGUACCAGCCCACUAAUGUUAUUUCAAUCUCCUACGCUGGGCCCGAGACCAACUUUCCAGCCUCGUAUCAACGACGUCAGUGCCUUGAAUACCUCAAGCUAGGACUUCAAGGCGUCACUGUUCUCUUUCCCUCUGGCGACAACGGGGUGGCCGGGCCUGAUGGAUGUCUCGGGCCCGAACAAACCAUCUUUAGCCCGUCGUUUCCAAACAAUUGUCCAUAUGUUACGAGUGUCGGCGGAACAACCAUCCGGGAAGGCAAAGAGACAGCCCUUGAACGCAUGCGUGGUGAGACGGUGCUCUCGUCUGGAGGCGGAUUCAGCAACAUCUAUCCAAUGCCAGAUUACCAGGCACAAGCAGUCAAUAUGUACCUUCAGCACUAUCCGCCCUCGUUCUCAUCCCAUGGAAAUAGCGAGACGGUAGCUGAAGCCCUGUUCAAUCGUAGUGGACGCGCAUAUCCAGAUGUAGCCGCUGUGGGUGACAACCUCGCCGUCGUUUACCGAGGCCUGGUCGGCUCUACCGGAGGAACAAGCGCUAGCACUCCGAUCUUCGCCGCAAUCAUUAAUCGGAUCAUCGACGAGCGGUUGGCUAUUGGCAAAGGACCCUUGGGCUUCCUCAACCCAGUGCUCUACCGCCAUCCCUGGGUCUUGACAGAUAUCACCAAUGGCUCCAAUCCAGGGUGUGGGACAGAUGGCUUCUCUGCCGCGACAGGAUGGGAUCCCGUUACUGGAUUGGGAACUCCCAACUAUCCCAAAAUGCUCGAACUCUUCCUGAAUCUGCCGUGA